AUGCCUGAUUGCCCAGUUGAGGAAACCGGUUCCAUAUUACGAUUGUUGCUAGACUCUACGGGAGAUGUGGUCUCGGGUGGUGGUUUCCUUCGAGCUCUCCCCAUGUUGUUCGAAGAGGUGGGUGCACCUCGGGAUGCAUUCAAACGAUUAAAAUCCGACAAUUCACUGGGAGAAGUUAUUGGUGCCCACCAGCAGUGCAAAGCUUCGGGUAUGACGGAAUUCGAAUCCGCACAUCUGAACGUGUUACAACUACUCCACAAGAGCAUAUCCGAAUCGUCAAGUCUGAACGGAGAAACGUGUUUACGCUUGAGCGAUGUGAUUAGUUUACCCAGUGCCCGGAAAGGUAACCCAAGGAAAGCAAUCUUUUUCAGUCUGGGUCCAAAUUUCGCCAAUGGACACGUUCGCUUGACUCCUGGCCCACAUGGAUCGCGCCAUCUGUCUUCUACGGAAACCCGUGCGUUCUUGCAUUUGCACGCAACUGGGAGGUCUACAGUGGUGGACAAAAAGUUGUUGGUUGGUUGGUUUCUCCCUAAAGGAUAG
Opisthorchis viverrini is the source of this 540-nucleotide messenger RNA. RefSeq lists its product as hypothetical. The record is from RefSeq and is a predicted model, not a curated record. The coding region runs from base 1 to 540 and encodes 179 amino acids. The transcript has 4 exons. NCBI's taxonomy places the organism in Eukaryota, Metazoa, Platyhelminthes, Trematoda, Opisthorchiida, Opisthorchiidae.